AUGUGCUUCCAGAUUAUACCCCUCUGUCCAGCCUGCGAGGAGCCCAGCGGCCUCGGCGAGGAGAUCAUCUACGCUGAGGACGUCUGCGCAGGCCACUGUACAUCCGAUACCGUCUGCGGGACCACGACACGUCUCAUGACACAGCGCGAGGUCGACAACCCGGACUUUGAGUGCCUCACCCCUGGCUGCGUCAACGUGCGCAGCGGCAUGUCGCUGGCCGAGGAGGAAGCCGAGGUGCAGGCCGCGCGGGACCAUGCCAGGCAGUUUCUUCGCGACAGGUACCAGAACUGCCUGUCGCUGUGCAUUCUCCCGUUCUAUGAUCCGCCGGAGUCACCGUUCCAGACUCACUACGACUCGGACCCUGUUGAGAUCUAUGUGGCCCCUAUGGCGAAGCCCAAUGCCGUCCGACGUCGACAGGACAGGCCUUGGUCAAAGAAACGUGGCAAGCCUUGGGGUCCUGAGGAGGAGGCAAUUCUCUGGAAACUGCGACGAAAGGGCAUGGAGUUUGACGACAUCGCAAAACAGAUUGACCGGACAGAGCGAGGUUGUUACGACCGGUUUAACAAACUCCGGAACGAAGGCUACGGGCGACGUUAG
Molecule: messenger RNA, 597 nt
Organism: Cryphonectria parasitica EP155
Lineage: Eukaryota; Fungi; Ascomycota; Sordariomycetes; Diaporthales; Cryphonectriaceae
Exons: 4
Coding region: 1-597 (198 amino acids)
Source: RefSeq, a predicted model, not a curated record